Camelina sativa (false flax) is the source of this 1539-nucleotide messenger RNA. RefSeq names its product putative protein phosphatase 2C 14. The record is from RefSeq and is a predicted model, not a curated record. Lineage: Eukaryota; Viridiplantae; Streptophyta; Magnoliopsida; Brassicales; Brassicaceae. Gene Ontology annotation, biological process: protein dephosphorylation. Gene Ontology annotation, molecular function: cation binding; protein serine/threonine phosphatase activity.
AAAAUCUGAACUUUUCUUCAAUUUUGACUGAGCCAAAAAAAAACCCUAAAGAGCAUCAUCAUCUAUAAAACCUUUAACCCAAUUGACUUUUCUUUCCGCUCACACAGUUCUCGUAGCCGUUGCUCUGUGACAACGAUAUGAGUACUACUACACUCGCCUCUGGGAAAAAAAAGACAAACCUUUCUUCUCCCAUGGCUAACACAUCAUCACCCUUGUGUUCUUCUUCCCCUUUGUUGAUGAUCCCAAAGGUCUUGCCUUUGACUAUGAGGAGGAAGAGACCCACCCAGUUAGAUAUCCCUGACAUUAAACCGGCUCGAACUGAGUACUCCAUAUUCAGAGACUUUGCUCACCAAAACGACGCCGUAUCUCUUGGUGGUAACGGUUUUGGUCUUGUCUCCAGGAAGGGAAAGAAGAAGUUUAUGGAAGAUAGUCACAGAGUUGUUCCUUGUUUGCUUGGUAACUCCAAAAAGGGUUUCUUUGGAGUUUAUGAUGGUCAUGGAGGUGGGAAAGCUGCUGAAUUUGUGGCUGAGAAUUUGCACAAACAUGUUCUUGAGAUGAUGAAGAAGAACUGUAAGGAGAAGGAUGAGAAAGUUGAAGCCUUUAAAGCUGCUUACUUGAGGACUGAUCGUGAUUUCUUAGAACAGGGUGUUGUGAGUGGUGCUUGCUGUGUUACUGCUUUGAUACAAGAUCAGGAGAUGAUUGUCUCGAAUUUGGGAGAUUGUAGAGCUGUUUUGUGCAGGGCAGGUGUUGCUGAGGCUCUUACUGCUGAUCACAAAGCUGGAAGGGAUGAUGAAAAGUUAAGAAUUGAGAGUCAGGGAGGUUAUGUUGAUCUUCAUCGAGGGGCUUGGAGAGUUAAUGGGACACUCGCUGUUUCCAGAAGCAUUGGAGAUGCAAACUUGAAGAAGUGGGUGAUUGCUGAACCUGAAACAAGAAUACUCAAAUUGGAGCAAGAUAUGGAGUUUCUUGUCUUAGCUUCUGAUGGACUUUGGGAUGUGGUCAGUAACCAAGAUGCGGUUGACACCGUGCUGCAUGUUCUAGCUCAGAGGAAGACGCCUACAGAAAGUGAGGCGGAGAACUUGGGGCAGGGCCAUGUCAAUGUGAGCCCAUCUUCGAAACUCCGUCGUGUUUCGCUGGUCGAUUCACCACCAGUUCUGUCUCCAAUAUGUGCAAAGUCCCCAAGUAGCUACAACAACUCAGAGAAUGAACCACCCUCACCCCACUGUGAAAACGGGAGUCCACUUUCAAAGUUACGGAGGACCACACCGGUCAGGCGAAUGAAGAUGGACUCCGAGUCUUCUUGGGCCAAGGCUGCUUGCAAAGAACUCACUAACCUGGCUAUGAAAAAAGGUAACAUGGAUGAUGUUACAGUGGUGAUCAUAGAUCUCGAUCACUACAAAUGCUGAAGACUCUUACCAACUUACUCUUUACAUGCAUAUAUGCUUGUUGAGUUGUCUCUAUAGUAUCAUAUCCCUUGGCAACUUUUAAUGGUUAUGUAGAUUCUUGUUGAUAAAUGAUGAAUCUCACCAAAAAUUUCUUAUU